This is a messenger RNA of Mus caroli (Ryukyu mouse), 3111 nucleotides long. Lineage: Eukaryota; Metazoa; Chordata; Mammalia; Rodentia; Muridae. The record is from RefSeq and is a predicted model, not a curated record.
CCUAGGGUCAGAGUGUCAUGUUGUGUCUCCCGUUUUCCACAGUUCGCCAGAGGUAAAAAGAGCUCUGGCUGAAGACCGUUGCUGGGAUCAAAGCCUCGAGGUAGUGAAACCCUCCCCCCCUUAGACUGUCAGUCUCCAUUCCAAUGAAGCUGAUAAGCAGUCUCCAUGGUUCAAAAACACUUAAUGCUAACAACAUGGAGACAUUAAUUGAAUGUCAGUCAGAGGGUGAUAUCAAAGUGCCUCCCCUGCUGACAUCAUGUGAGAGUGAAGACAGCAUUUGCCAGCUUAUUGAAAUUAAGAAGAGAAAGAAAGUGCUGUCCUGGCCGUCUCUCAUGAGAAAGCUCUCUCCUUCAUCCGACUUCUCUGGGUCAUUGGAACCAGAGCUGAAAGUGUCGCUGUUUGACCAACCCUUGUCGAUCAUCUGUGGGGAGAACGACACACUUCCCAGACCCAUCCAGGACAUCCUCACCAUCCUCUGCCUUAAAGGUCCCUCAACGGAAGGGAUAUUCAGGAAAGCUGCCAGCGAGAAAGCCCGCAAGGAGCUGAAGGAGGAGCUUAACUGUGGGGUCUCCGUGAAUCUGAACCAGCUCCCUGUGCACCUCCUAGCUGUGGUCUUCAAGGACUUCCUCCGAGGGAUACCCCUGAAGCUGCUCUCCUGUGAUCUCUUUGAGGACUGGAUGGGCGCCCUGGAGAAGCCCACCGAGGAGGACAGAAUCGAGGCCCUGAAGCAGGUCGCUGGUGCCCUCCCCCGGCCCAACCUUCUUCUGCUCAGGCACUUGGUCUAUGUGCUCCACCUCAUCAGCAAGAAUGCUGAGGUCAACAAGAUGGACUCCAGCAACCUCGCCAUCUGCAUCGGGCCUAACAUGCUCACUCUGAAGAACGACCAGAGCCUGUCCUUCCAGGCCCAGAAGGACCUGAACAAUAAGGUUAAGAGCUUGGUGGAAUUCCUCAUUGACAACUGCUUUGAAAUAUUUGGGGAGAACAUUCGGACACAUUCCCGCAUCACUUCUGACGACUCCCUGGAGCACACUGACAGUUCAGACGUGUCAACUCUGCAGAAUGACUCGGCCUAUGACAGCAAUGACCCAGAUGUGGAGCCCACAAGUGGCGCAGCCUCUCCCAACAGGCAACUGGAGGGUCCCACUCCCACAAUGGCUGGCCUGGAUACCCAGGGCCACCGGGACACCUGUGAGUCAAGCUCAGAGUCCAGCGUUAGCAUGGUAGUCAGGCUGAAAAGCUCCAUUGUCCAACAAGACAGGCGGUUCUCUGAACCCAACACGUCACCCUCACGAGAGUGCCUCGUGGACCCAACAUCCAAGCAAAAGCUAACAAGGAGUGAGGACAGCUUCACUCUGCCCCAGGACGCCUCCUGUUCUGAAGGCGAUGAAGCUGAAGAUCCCUUUACAGAGGAAGUCUUCCCAGCAGUUGACGGCAAACCCAAGAGACCAGUUGAUUUGAAGAUAAAGAAUUGGACCCAAGGUUUAGCAUCUCCACAGGGACACAUAACCAAAGCUUUCUCCAGAUCCUCCCCAGGCGAACCUUUGGGCAGCUCACCUGUGCCUUCUCCAUCCUGCCCCAAGAGAAACUUCUUCACCAGACACCAGAGUUUCACAACAAAGACAGACAAAACCAAACCCCAGAGAGAAAUUAGAAAGCACUCCAUGUCGUUUUCCUUUGCGUCUCACAAGAAAGUGCUGCCCCGAACCUCCAGCAUUGGGUCUGAGAAAUCCAAAGACUUUUCUAGAGACCAACUUCAGAAGGACUUGAGGAAAGAGAGCCAACUUGCUGGCAGAAUCAUCCAGGAAAAUGAGUCAGAAAUCCAAAGCCAAACAUCUCUGGGCUUCAGCUUGUCCGGCACCUGGGCGCUCUCAGUCGACAACACGUUCCAGUUAGUGGAUGUAAGGAAACCGGGAAGCCCACCAUCUUACGAAGAGGCCAUUUAUUACCAGACAUCAGGACUCACAGCCUACGGUGGCCAGACAGUUGGGAGUAUGAGGGCAAGAAUGUUCAAGCCAAGCACAGCGGUGCCCCCUGUGCCUUCUCACCAUGGAGGUGACCUCAGUGAAGGGACACCUGGUGGACACAGAUUGUCUUCUGUGACUGAGCACUGGACACACAGUCAGACUGUCCAUGUCUCUAUAGAAACUCAGGGGAGAUCUGAGCUACACCAGUUGAGGACAGUGUCCGAGUCCAUGCAGAAGGCUAAGCUGGACUGUCUUGGGCCACAACACAGCCACUUAGUCUUUGAGGUUGACCAACUCUGCUGUGCUAGAGAAUCCUACAUUUAAGAAAGCCUUGUACCAUGGCUAACUUGUGUGUGAAGAUGCGACUGCAGAGAACUGUCUGUUGAGUCACAGAUAAGCUCAUUCAGAACGUGGUGUGGAGCUCUCCUCUGUGAGGACGGCUCACACGGUGACACCAGAUUGUGUCUGUGUGUAACUGGGUUUGUGCAAUAUGUAGUAAAUGUAUAAAAUGUAUUAUUAUAUGCAAGGUAUUAGAUGCAAGGGUGUCUGCGUACAUCCCUCAUGCAUGCACUUCUGGAUGUUGUUUCUUGUCCUCAGGCACUUGUUUCUAUUGAGUCUUUACUUUUCUUAAUGUUACAGCAAAUGUCGUGCCUGUGUGCACAUCAGCCGCCAGCUGCAUGUAGGUGGAAAUGUCUAAGCCUCUGAUGCAUCUUCUCCUAAGCAGGCUUGAGACAGGAACAUGAUGCAUCUUCUAGGCAGGCAUAGAAGGGAACAGACUGAAAGACACUGUGCUUGGUGUAUGAGCCGUCAGUCGCACUGGGAGAAGGUCUUUCAGUCAUCUAAUGGAAUGUGGGUGUCGUGGCGGAAGUGCAUUCUGUCAGUAGUAACUCACACAGAGUACUUUGAGCCUCUGCAGCUCAGUCAUGUCUUGUGCAGCUGUGUAGCGGGGUAAGCACUGUUGUAUGCAUUGGGGAGUCUUGUAUAAGAUUUCAGUACAGUUUAUUUAUUAGUCACAAUAAACUGCCCUCCUCCUUUAGACAGUUUAUUACUUGCCGAUGUUAUAUCCUUUGACUCAAAUAAAAAUCCACCAAGAACAUUAUAUCCACACACUGGUCCAUUCAGCCAGUGUCUGUUCACUAUACACUCA